UUUUUUUAUAAAUUGUGAGCUUAUCAAUUAAUUGUAAAAUAUAUAGUUGUAAAAGCAAGCAAAGUAAUCGUUUUUGUUAUCUUGAAGCAAUCCAUUUCACGGGCUUCUCGGUGUUGUGAUUCUGUUCAACUACAUUGCUUCUCUUCGUUUCUCCACCAGUAGGAAUGGCAAAAAGCUACUUCAAACAAGAGCAUGAUCUUGAAAAGAGAAGAGCUGAGGCUGCUAGGAUUAGGGAGAAAUACCCAGACAGAAUCCCAGUAAUUGUGGAGAAGGCUGAAAGGAGUGACAUCCCAAGCAUUGACAAGAAAAAGUACCUUGUCCCUGCUGACCUAACUGUUGGACAGUUUGUCUAUGUUAUCCGCAAAAGGAUUAAAUUAAGUGCAGAAAAGGCUAUCUUUAUAUUUGUGGACAAUGUCCUUCCUCCUACAGGAGCAAUCAUGUCUGCCAUUUAUGACGACAAGAAGGAUGAAGAUGGGUUUAUGUAUGUUACAUACAGCGGCGAGAACACCUUCGGGAAUCUGACUUCCCAUACUCAGUAGGCAUCACAAAUGUAUACUGUAUGAUCUGCUCUCAUUGGUUUGUCUGUUAAAUUCUCUGUAGAACUCAUAACAAGAACAUAACUCUUAAUGUUAUGUACAGUUGUAAAUAAAUUCCAAGAUCCCGAUUGAUGUUAAAAUUUCCCUCGUUCACUCUUUCAA
Molecule: messenger RNA, 698 nt
Organism: Cicer arietinum (chickpea)
Lineage: Eukaryota; Viridiplantae; Streptophyta; Magnoliopsida; Fabales; Fabaceae
Product: autophagy-related protein 8f-like
Source: RefSeq, a predicted model, not a curated record